CCUACAGGACUGCUCGCUCGCCCGCCUCCUCUCAGCUGCAGUAGCCCAAACACUCGGGUUGUGUUCUCCUGAAUGUUGGGAGAACUGUCGCUUUCUUUUCAGUUGGUCAGAUUCCGUCUCUCUUUCCUUUCAAUGACCGUCCGGGGCGUGCUUCGCACUCAGCAGCGCAAUAGUUAAUGUGUGUGCCGGAUGCACCCUCACUCCAGCAGACCGCUACAGUACGAAGAUGGCGUCGGAGGGAGCCAGCGGAGAGCAGCCUCCUCCGGUACAAACACUGGUCGCUGCCGCGCCGGGAGGUAUCGACACGAAAUGUGAGUUCAAUAUGGAUAACUUGAGCAAGCCAGAGCUUCUCACGCUCCUCAGUAUCAUGGAAGGGGAGCUUGAAGCCCGUGACCUGGUUAUCGAAGCACUGAGGGCUCAGAGGAAGGAGGUGUUCCUCCAAGACCGAUACAGCCACUAUACCCUGACUGACCCCUUCCUGGCUCUUCAGAGAGACUUUGACUGCAGAGUCCCUGGGGGGGACAAAGAACGGCGGCCGUUGGGAUCCAGCCCCAUCUCCAUCCUGGAGGCUGUCAUGGCCCACUGCAGGAGAAUGCAGGAGCGCAUGUCAGCCCAGCUGGCUGCUGCUGAGAGCCGCCAGAAGAGGCUGGAGAUGGAGAAGCUUCAGCUCCAGAGUCUGGAGCAGGAGCACCGCAAGCUAACAGCACAGCUAAAGGACGAACGUGAGAAGAAUAAGCACAUUGUCAUGAUGCUGGUGCGCGAGUGCAAGCAGCUUGCCACUCGGGUGGUGGAGGAGUCACAGCGCUUUGACGAGCUUCAAGCUCGCCUGGACGAGGAGAGUCGCACCUCUGGCCGAUUGCAGGAGGAGCUGGGUGGCGAGCGCCAGCGUAGCCAACAGAUGGAGGCCAAGAUGGAGAAGCAGCUGUCAGAAUUUGACACAGAAUGCGAGCAGCUGCGCGCCAGGCUGGGACGAGUGGAGGCAGAGAGUCAGGGCUUGCGGCAGCAGGUGGAGCAGCUCAGAACUGAACGGGGUGAUGAGAAAGAUGACGCUGCUGCUGCUUCACCUGCUGCUGCCACCAGUACACCACCCAAACCCAAAGCUAUGAUAUCUGUAUCCAUAGCCACAGAGUCCAUAAGCUGUCAAGCAGCAUCUUGUCAAACGGAUGUGCCCCCUACUGAGGCUGAGGGUCCUAAGAAGACUCCCCUCUCUAUACCUGCCAAACCAGCCCCUGCCAACUAUGUGGGCCUUAGUUUGCCAAAGACAACUGGAAGGGGGAUUGUCCACAGCAGCUCAGGAGGAUUGGCACAAACAGAAAAUGGCUCCGAGGGCCAAACUACCCACGGCCUACCCACCGGGGUGAGCCCUCGCGUACAGGCAGCCCGCUACAAGUUUCAGGAACAGGACCAAAAUGGAACGGCAUCUCAGAGCCCGCCGGCCCGUGACCUUUCCCCAACCAACCGCGACAACUUUGCAGCCAAACAGCAAGCGCGUCAUACUGUGACGCAGGUCCUGUCGCGCUUCACCAGCCCCCCCGCAGGAGGAGCCGGACCCCUCCGUCCGGCCCUGCCCCACUCCGCCUCGGAGGGGGGACCCUUCCCUGGCCGCCUGAGCCAUCCCAUCGGCCUCAAGUCGCCCACAGUGACCAGGAUCGACCGGGGGAACCCUCCUCCUAUACCUCCUAAAAAACCAGGGCUUUCCCAGACCCCCUCACCUCCACAUCCAUCCAUCAAGGUAGUGGGGGAAAGCAGUCGCUCCCCUGGGGCCGGUCUGAAGCCGGCCACACCCCAGCUGCCACCAAAACCUGCCCUGGACCUGGUCCCAGCCCUGACUGCCUCUCAGGUGGGUGCCUGCCCCCGCUCUCCAGGGCCCGGUCGGGGACCUCAGCGGCAGGCAGCAACAGCAUGUGCAGAGUCCCUCCAAGACAUCAGUCCUGCCACUACUGUCAGUAGCCCCUCCUCCAUACACCCUCCCUCCACAUCCCCCUCCAUUAGUGCUCCAUCUUCCUAUAGUUCCCGUGCCUCAGCAGGCAGCCCCCUGGCAACAGCAUCAGGCUGGUGUCCCUCCGUAGUCUCCUCUCUAAGUAGCGGUGGGCCUGCUGCCCUGGACAGUAGGCGCCUCCUGCUCCUCCAAGCUGCUUCCCAGGGAAAUGUCACUUUAUUGUCAAUGCUGCUUAACCAACCAGACUCGAACGGAACCACCAUAAGUAUCACUCCUAUCACCUCACUCACUGACAUCGCCUCUACCACUACUUUGGAAACUUUGCCCAAUCUUCUUGACCCAAACUUCCACCUCAGUUACAACCAAACUUCUGCCUUGUUUGCUGCUGCUCAGAAUGGACAAACGGAGUGUGUGAACCUGCUGCUGUCUGCAGGGCUGCCUGCUGACAUUUUGGAUGAAAAUGGAUUCACACCCUUACACUUGGCUGCCGCCCACGGCCACGCCAGCUGCGUGGAGGUUCUGCUGGCGUCCAGAGCCGCUGUGGACCCGGUGGCGGCCCAGGGCCAAACUCCCCUGUUUCUGGCCUGCGAGGCAGGAAGCCUGGACUGCGCUCAGGCUCUACUGACCGCAGGGGCCAAUCGCUCACUCCCCACCACAGACGGCUGCACAACGCUGCAUGCUGCUGUCCGCUCCGGACACGUGGACGCCCUCCGUCUCCUGCUGCACCACGGCGACCCCCCUGACACACUGGACGGAUCGGCCCUGUCCGCCGCCCUCCUGAACCAGGCCAACAGUGACGGCUGGACCCCAGCACACAUGGCUGCCGCCCUGGGCCUCAAGGAGUGUCUGGAGGUGUUGUGCAGCCACAUUGAGCAGGACAUUGAGCGGAGGGAUAAGUGUAAUCGCACUAUUCAUGAUGUGGCAACAGACGACUGCAAGGAUCUGUUGGAAAACCUCGGAAACAUACACACCAUGACGUUAUUGGCUGCAGUGGAAAAAGAUUCGUACCGGGUACUGGUGCUGCUGCAGUGUUCGGCUGUAGAAAUCGGCCCCAUGUGUCCUAUGGGGGCUGUGGAGGACGAGGAGGAGGCCAAGGUUCUCUCCUCCAGCCAGACAGCGCUGGGCAGACUGACGGUGGACCGCUGCACGUGUUGGGCCCAACUGAGUGCUGCCCUCAGCAGCAUGUUCAUUUCUCACCUCCAGAUCCUCUGUGGAGAGGACGCACAGCGCUCCCUGCUGGGCCUCACUCCUGCCAGCAUCUCCUCCAUCCUGAUCGGAGACACCGAGUGGUUACCUGGUCAGGAACUGCCUUUAUCUCCCUGGGAUCUGGUCAGAAAGCCCCUCAGCCAGUUUAUCACCAUCCGUCUCAAAGGUCUGUCUGAGUCGGGUCUGGAUGAGUUAGCCCUGGAAUCCCUCUUCCCUCUGCCGCUGCUGCACAACUGCGUCCGCCUGGUGGAGCAGUACGGGAACCUCUUCUUUCAUGGUCUGGAAGGCAGCUGCCAGGAGUACAUCGCUAACCUGGUGGCUCACUGCAUCAAGUCGAAACAGGAGGCGGAGGGGACGGGCUGUGACGUGGUGAGGGUGGAGGUGGAGGAGAGCCUGACCAGGGAGCAGCUGCUUGAGACCUUCAUCACCUGUGGCUUCCUGGUGCCGGCAGCAGGCUCAGGGUUCGGAGAGGUGUGUGGAUACUCUGAUCAGUGUGUGGUGGUUCUGCUGGAGGGAGUGGAGAAGGCUUCAUCUCUAACAGGCCUGCUUGGAGACCUUUGCCUCAGCCUGGACAACAGAGGCUCCGCCUCCCCUCUGAUUCUGAGCACAGGUUUACACCACGUCAGGGAGAACAGCUUCCUGAUUGGCACAUUGUCCAAGCCCCGCCUCCAGGGAUCAGAGCUCCGCCUUCAGCAGCAUUUCCGUUGGGUGAUGCUGCGCUGGGACCAGGAGCCGCUGCACGGCCUGCUGGGAAGGCACCUGCGCAGGAAGGUGCUCCACAAGGUGGGGAGUGCGGCCUGGUCAGCAGACGGCCUCAUGGAGCGCUCCGUGCUGUGGGUGAGUCAGGUGUGGCAGCAGCUCAAUGCCUGUCUGUCCCGUCUGGGGACCCACGAGGCGCUGCUGGGCCCUCAGCUCUUCCUGUCCUGCCCCGUCGUUCCCAGCAACGCUCAGCCCAUCGUCAGGUGGCUGGCCCGCCUCUGGAACGCCGUGGUGGUGCCUCGGGUCGAGGGGGCUGUCAUCUCCCGCGUGACGACCAAGCGCUCCACCUCCUCUCCCUCGCAACGACUAUCUCCUAGCAACUGCGGGCUGAGCACCGGACAGCAGGCCGUGGUGAAAGCCGCCCUCAGCAUCCUGGUCAACAAAGCCGUGAUGCCGGGUUGCCCCCUGCCUCGCCACGAAAUGGACCGGUACCUGCUGGAGUUUCAGGGAGGCUCGUCUCCUCUGCCGGCCCUCAGCUCAUGCAGGGAGGGAGCAGGAGGGGGGAGACGGGGCCGAGACGGCAGCAAGCUGAGGCGAUCCAACACCAGCCCCAGGAAGAAGGGAAGCCCCUCGGUAACCUGGAGCUCUGGGGGCUCCUUCAGAGAGGGUUCGGUGUCCAGCUCUGAUGUCCAGUUCAUGUCCAAUGGCCACAGGCAGCCAGCUGGCCUGCCGGUGUUCUUCGAUGAUGAGACGGAUCUGAUCAGAGAGCUGCAGACCAUGUGCUCCAGCAGGUCGGAGCCGGACAUCAGUCAGAUCUCCCAGGUCAAAGACAGCUUGAUCAUGUUUCCCAGCACUCCCAGUAAGGAACAGCCUGGCCACAAGUCUAACCAGGAAGCAGCUGUCCAGCAGCAGUCAGAGCAGGCUGUCUGUCCCGGCGGGCCGGGCCGCAGCUCUGUCCAGCCGGCCUGUCAGAGCAACAGCCGCCGCUCCGGCCCCCGCGUCAAGUCGCAGCUUCCCAUCCCGAACAGCAGGGGGCAGCAGACGCGGGCGUCCAGCGUCUGCAGCAUCAGCAAUAACAACCAGACCCAGCCCCCCCCCAGCCUCAGGAAAGCUCCAGCCAGCAGCAGAACGAAGCAGAACCCCCCCAACAGCAACUUCUACCGCAACAGCAUGAACGAGCGCAGCAGCUCACAAGACGACAUCUGGAUCCUCCACAGAGACCUGCACCAUAGCAACCAGUAGACCCCACCCCCACCACCUCCAACCAUUCUCAAUGUAAAGAUUAGGUACCUGACGACCUUGGAUUUGUACUUCUCUGUACUUGCUACUCUGUACUGCAGUUGUAUAUUUGGGGACCAUAGUGGAUUCUACUACAGUAUUUGAACGACGCGCUCAUGUAGGAGUGAAAACACUGUAACAUAAAAAAAAACUAAGUAAAGCAGCAGGUUGUUUUUGUUCUGUUGCCUUAAUUCAAGUGUUUGAGCCCAUUGCAUCAUGGGAUGGCGUUCAGAUCUGGAACGGCUCAGCCCUCCGGGGUACUUACAGUGAAAUCGUCUUCUUCUCCUGUAGGAAUAAGGUCACAUCAGAAAUAAAACACACACUAUCAGGCUUUUUGUUCUUCUUUCUUGUUUUUUGCUAUUAAGUAUUUUGAGACAUUCAAGUGUUUUAUCUCCAGAUAGUUGCAAGGUUGGUUUAAAUACUGUUGAAAUUAAUCAGGGUUUUACCAAAUAUAUUUGUAAAUAAGAGUACGUUUAAAUGCUCUACAGGUUGGUGUACGUGGAAUUACUCUUGUACAGUGAUGAAACCUUAAAGAAAACCUGCUGAGGAAACUUAGAAAAGUACAAAAAGAACACUAAACCUUGUACAUAAGUGUUUGUAGAAUAAGUUUGGUUUUAAACCCUCCACUUGUUUCAAAGUGAAUGGGAUGUGGCAAUAAGUAAUAGAAGUGCAUAAACACAGGAUGUCCUCUGUCAGUUGUAAGCCAUAAUAAAUAUUUUAAAUGCCCAACGUUUCCACCAGACUCGUGUUCAUUUAUUUCCAGCCUGUUAUACAUUAGUAAUAAUAAACCAGUGUUUCAGUCUGGAGAGUUUUGGUUUGUUCAGUCAUCUUCAAGACAUAAGUUUAUAACCCAAUGUAUAAACAAAUGUUAAAAGAAAAUGUUUUAAAGCUUAUUUGUUGUUAGGCCUGAAUAGAUAUCACAUUUGAACUACAUAACCUAAAUAAAGGCUAAUGCACCUUUAUUUAACAAGGUCUUCUAACCUUAGCAAUGAUCAUACUGCAAUAAAAAAGAAAAAUACAUUUUA
Messenger RNA from Xiphophorus hellerii (green swordtail), 6147 nucleotides. It is a transcript of the gene cttnbp2, whose product is annotated as cortactin binding protein 2. Gene Ontology annotation, cellular component: actin cytoskeleton. Gene Ontology annotation, molecular function: protein phosphatase 2A binding. NCBI's taxonomy places the organism in Eukaryota, Metazoa, Chordata, Actinopteri, Cyprinodontiformes, Poeciliidae. Gene Ontology annotation, biological process: protein dephosphorylation. The transcript is spliced from 24 exons. Bases 227 to 5086 code for a protein of 1619 amino acids. The record is from RefSeq and is a predicted model, not a curated record.